Messenger RNA from Pyricularia grisea, 3438 nucleotides. RefSeq lists its product as uncharacterized. The transcript has a single exon. Lineage: Eukaryota; Fungi; Ascomycota; Sordariomycetes; Magnaporthales; Pyriculariaceae. Gene Ontology annotation, biological process: establishment of spindle localization; mitotic spindle orientation checkpoint signaling; nuclear migration along microtubule. Bases 1 to 3438 code for a protein of 1145 amino acids. Gene Ontology annotation, cellular component: mating projection tip; cell cortex; spindle pole body. The record is from RefSeq and is a predicted model, not a curated record.
AUGAGCGCAACCUAUGUUACAGCUUCCGUCGGAGGCACAUCUGAUCCCGAUGCACAACAACAGCAACAUGAACAAAAACCACAGCCGCCAAAGUCGGAUGAUAAUGCCGUUCAGAGUUUAGAGGCGCCCGAGCCAGUCGGUAGCCUCAGCACAACCAGCGUUUCUAACCAGCCGCCUUUUGAAUCAGACCAUGGCCUAUCCUUCGCUGAUCUCCCACCAGACUUGGCUGAGCUCCGCUUCUCUGAGUACCCGAACCAGCAUCCUGGACAUUUGCCAACAAUUUAUCCCAGGCAACAACAACAACAACAAGAACAGCCCGAUAAUAAACACAACGACGUCAACGUAAACGACAACCCCGACAAACCCACUCACAGUCACGAAUCACUUAAUGCUACUGCCUUUCUGCAGAACAACAUCAACGCCCCAGUGAUCGUACAUCAACCGCCAGGUACUUCACAACCACCGCUUGCAUGCAUUGAUGCAGAUUCACUCGACGAUUCUUCUUCUCAAACAUCACAACAACAGACUUCCGUUUCACCCGCACGAAUCACUGCACGAAGACCCUCGCCGGGCUUGGCCGCGCGAUUAAAAGCCCUCGGUUUCGGCUCCAGUAACCCUCAGAGAGAAACCCAAUCCGCUGCCGCACUUCGGGCCGAAGCUAUCGGCCGCCUCGACGAAGAACAGCUUCGCCAGCUUGACCAAGGUCACCAGGCCGGAUCCGAAGCACCCAUCGUUGAACGACGCGGCAGACCCUGGAAAGGUGCCCUCGUUCGCAUCCCGUCGAAGGCCAGUCUGAAGGGGCUGAAAUUCAGGUCCGGCAAAAAAAGCCCAAACUCGGUUUCGCAUUCGGACGCUGAGGUUGCCGCCAGUCCGGCUGCUGUUGUGGCCCCUGAGGUCCCAGAGGGCCCUGAACUGCUUCCAGAGAUUCACACAGUGCCUGAGCUGGCCAUGGAUACGAACAAAUUUCGACUGCCGGAUCACUCCAACGGCAAUGGGACCAAGUGUCAGCCCGAGACACGUCAACAGCACCUCGAUAGGGAUAGCAUCAUUAUGUCACCGACUACUCCGGAUGAUGACGAAAGGCCGCCUCCGCCUCCAAAAGACUCACCACCCCUCUCAUCAGCAACCACACCCGCCACCGACUUCAGUCAAGAAAUUCAUUUCAACCCGUUAGGCCUGCAGCGCCCAGGGUCGAUAUACACACUAUCCCGCGCCUCAUUCUCUAACCAGUUGGCCCAACUGACUUCCCUUCAGCUCCCUGAUGCCAAUUCUUUGUCGGAAAAGGUUGCUGCCAUAUCAACCGCCCAGUCCGCCACGAGAGCACUGAUCGGUGCAGCCGAGCAGAUUAGGAACUGGAUUUCGAAAGCUUCCGAGGUUAUUAGCGGCUUGGACAGCGACGAUGAUGUCGAGUGGUCGGCCGCCGGCGGCAGAGAAGGCUUGGAGGAGGUGGAGAGUGCUAUAAGUCGGUUUGAAAGCCUGAUCAAGGUCUAUCUCUCUGCCAUUGAAGCACUAAACAACCGACCCGACGUUGGCUCGGUUGCUCCCGAGGACCUUGCCAGGACUGUCAUGCAGAUGGAAGCCAUCACUAAGGAGUGGGCCAACAUACACGUCACGUUGAAUUCGGUCAAAGGCCAGGUUGAGAUUGCUAUGGAAUGGGAGGAGCUAUGGAAUAUGGUGCUGGGAGAUAUCCAAAACGAGAUGGACGAGCUUUGCAGGCUUGUUUUCGAGAUGGAGGAACGGCGACAUAGGUCCAUGCUGGCCGUUUCUAACGGUCAAGAUAAUGUCGACAUCGGGGACUUGGAGACGAUAGUCGAGGAGACGCCCCCCGCAGCAACAAGGCUACAAGCUGCUAAGAGCCACCGUUUUAGCUUGCCAGCGUUCCCCGCCAGCCCUAGCUCGCCUGGCGUGCCCAGUUUGACCCAGGAUGACUCGAGUCUACUGGCUCUAUUUGCGAGGAUGCAGCCCUUGCGUGCCUCCUUGGAUUUCCUCCCCAUGCGACUCUCUGCCUUUGCGGCAAGGGCUGAAAAGACAUUCCCCAGCGCCGCCGAAGAGCUCGAAAUGCGAAGAGAAGACUUGGACAACAGCUAUAAGAAGCUCGAGAAGGAUGCAGAGAAUUUACGUAAAGAGCUUGGUGAGGACCGUUGGAUCCUCGUCUUUCGAGGGGCGGCCCGACAAGCACAGAAGAUGUACGAAUCGGUUGAGCGCAGUGUCUCCAAGAUCAAGGAGUGUGUGGACGCUGGCCUUAACUUGACGAACCCUGCCUUGAUGGGUAAGAAGAUCGAAAGCUACGAAGCGAAGAAGACACACUACAGCCCUGCAAUCGAGCGUGUUCUUUCUAUCAUCGACCGCGGCAUCAAGGAUAGAUUGACAGUCAACGGGGAGAUUGUGCGACUGCAUACGGAACUCCAAACCAAGUGGGACGAACUAAGAGAUCGCAUGCGUGAUAUGGACCUUACCUUGGACGAACUCACCAUGGACGAUAAAGGGCAGGCGCUUCGGGACUCGAUCUCUACUAUGCUAUCAAACGAUAUGUCUGGACUCGGAAGCGGGCACGAAACGCCUCAGAGCUCGCCGCCUUCAUCAGUAAUAAUGUCAAAUCUGGGCCUCGAGACUCCGACCUCGAAGAUCUUGAACAAAAGAAGGUCAGCGUCCGGGAACGCCAGCGCUCUUCCGAUGCCAACAAACCGGAGGAGCUUGUCUGCCGUUGUACCCUCGCAGCAACAGCCUCGAAAGCCGAUCUCGAGACUGUCAACCACCGGGGGUCUUGGUAGGGAUAGCUCAUUAACACCCAUGGCGAAGCCUCGACCAAGCACCACCCGCCCAUCAAACAACCCAAUUCCUAACCGUCCCCGGUGGAAUUCUUCUGUUAACGGCGUAGACACCGGCCACAACUUCAAACCAUUGGCGGUCGAGCCACAGAGCACCCCGUCUCCCCGUUCCAGCGCCAGUAAAAUGCCGCUACGUAGCCCUCUCAGUGGCCGUGCAGGCUCUGCUUCGCCUAUGCCCGACGUAACACCUUCAAAGCCUCCUAGCAGUCAUAGCCGAUACUCAUUCCGUGAGAGACUGACCUCCCCUGGUCCGUACUCACAGCAGGCUGUUGCAGCAUCGAGGAUGAAUCAGCCACGCUUGACAGCCCAAUCAUCCUCGUCCUCGUCCGCUUUGAGCAACCGCAGGUCGUCUCUCCAACCACCAGGCCGGCCCAAGGUCGAUGCGCCUCUUGGCACCAGCCCUGUGCGUCCGGCUAGCUCUAUGGCGACAACAAAUCCGCGCCGGACGAGUGCUUUGCCGCAAAGCACCGGAAGCAUGGGGCUUUUCAGGGACGGAGUAGCCAGAAGUACCAGCGUCUCAGGCCGCAAUACACCUUCAACACAGCGGGCGCCAUUCCGCAAGAGCCAGACGGAGAAGCCAAUGGAUUCUAAGCCAAGAUGGAAAUUCUAA